Molecule: messenger RNA, 1861 nt
Organism: Salarias fasciatus (jewelled blenny)
Lineage: Eukaryota; Metazoa; Chordata; Actinopteri; Blenniiformes; Blenniidae
Product: probable global transcription activator SNF2L2
Exons: 6
Coding region: 275-1093 (272 amino acids)
Biological process (GO): chromatin remodeling; transcription elongation by RNA polymerase II
Cellular component (GO): RSC-type complex
Molecular function (GO): protein binding; chromatin binding
Source: RefSeq, a predicted model, not a curated record
AAGAAAUAAAAAAAAAUGGACCCGAUAACUUUAACAGCGGGGUAGGAAGAGAGGAAGAAAAAAAAAAAAAAAAACGUCUGGCAACAGUCGAUAUUAAAAACAUGCAGAGGGAGACAAGCUCGGGGCCUUCCAGAGUCAGGAAAAAGACUUCGGAGAGCUGCAGACAGGAGAUGGGUAUGGCAUUUGUAUUUUCCCCCAGCCCAUUGAUUUGUAUAUGAAAACAUAGCGCUUUUAUUCUCCCCCCUUCUGGGCUCCGCUUCUGAGUGAUCAGCUGAUGAAGAGACUAGCAGCUCGCCGCUAUGCUGGCUUGCUAAUUCUCUCCCCCACAGCUGCAGCCGAUCCUGAUAGCCAGCCUGCAGAUUGCAGUCAGCCUGAGCCUGCGGGAGUGAACGGUUCCCUGGAGGACAUGGAGGAGGACAUCAGUCUGAAGAAGCGCAAAGGUGAUCAUCACGGGGCCAAGGAGCUGCAGGCUGCAGGCCAGGAGACCGGCGAGAAGGUCAAGAGGAAGCGGGGACGCCCGCCGGCCGAGAAGCUGCCCCCAAACCCCCCCGAGCUCACCCGAGUCCUGAACACACUGGUGGACAUGGUCAUCAACUACAAGGACGGGUUGGGGCGGCAGAUCAGUAAAGGCUUCGUCCAGCUGCCCUCGAAGAAGGAGGUACCGGAGUACUACGAGCUGAUCCGGAAGCCUGUGGACUUCAGGAGGAUCAGGGAACGUGUGCGUAAUCACAAGUACAGAAGCGUGGGGGAUUUGGAAAAGGAUAUUUUCCUCCUGUGUCACAACGCUCAGACGUACAACCUGGAGGGAUCUCAGAUCUACGAGGAUUCGAUCGUCAUUAAGUCUGUUUUUGAGAGCGCGAGACAGCGAAUCGUCACCGACGAGGAACAGAAGGAGACGGUUAGCGCCAGUCACAGCGAUAAUGGCGGCGGAGCUGAAGACCAAUUUGUUCCAUCAGCAGUGAAACCAUUACCAGUCCCAAUAAAUAAGAUCACUAAGGAGGAGAGGAGCAGAAAUAUGAUGGCCAAGCGGCUCCACAGUGAUUUAGACUCUGAUGAGGAUCUAGAGGAAAACACCACAAAAGAUGAGGGUUGAACUCGGCAGCCUUCCUUUUUUUUUUUUUUUUCUUUUUUUUUUUUUCCUUUUUUUUUUUUUGUUCUCCUUGUCCAUGUCUAUUCUCCACCACAUCCCUUUUCAUUUUCUUCCCUUUAUUUUCCAUGAAGAAAGGGUCUUUUGAAAAUAAAAGGAGGAAGGUCCAUUCAAAGAGAGGCACUUAUGGAACAAUGCGUAUUUUCCCUCUCGAUGACUCACGCCACUCAAACACAUAGUGCAGUUCCUUUCAUUUCGCUGGUCUUUUACAAUCAAUAUGAUUUAUCUGCUUUAAGUCCCCGUGAUCGCUACCGCAGAUAUUAUGUAAGAGACCAGCUCCACUGACUGUUUUUAAAAAAAUCAAUAUAUUUGAUUGUAUAAAAUGCCUUCAUAUGUCUUUGGAGCAUGAUAUGUAUCUCUCUCUCCUGAAGCCGGCUCCCUCCUCUGUGGGGAGCGGCCGCCGAUGAAAGUCAAUGUGUUCGCAGACACGAAGCACACCGAAAGGACUUUUUCCAAGGAAUUGUGGACAAACGGACUCUUGUAAAUUUGUUUAAAAAUAUCCGAAUGUGCUUUUAGAGAUGACACAUCUUUGAUAUAAAAAAAAAAAGAAAAAAGUCACAUCCCAGUAGAGGUACGAAGAACCGUUCUGAUCGUCUGCCUUUUGUCUGUUUCUGAUACUUGAUGGGUUAAGUUGGGGUCGAACCAAGGGUACUAAAGUUGAACAUUUGUAUCCCUUGUGCUACAGUAUAUUCACUUAUUGUACAGUUUGUGUGA